Messenger RNA from Gekko japonicus, 2573 nucleotides. RefSeq names its product aminopeptidase-like 1 (gene NPEPL1). The transcript is spliced from 12 exons. Gene Ontology annotation, biological process: proteolysis. Lineage: Eukaryota; Metazoa; Chordata; Lepidosauria; Squamata; Gekkonidae. Bases 31 to 1602 code for a protein of 523 amino acids. Gene Ontology annotation, cellular component: cytoplasm. Gene Ontology annotation, molecular function: metalloaminopeptidase activity; manganese ion binding. The record is from RefSeq and is a predicted model, not a curated record.
CCGCCCCCUGCCACUGCCGCUGGCUGGAAGAUGGCGAACGUGCAGCUGGAGUUCCAGGCCAGCGCCGGCGAGGCGGACCCGCAAAGCCGCCCUGUGCUCGUGCUGGGCCAGCUGCAGAACCUGCACCGCCUGCACUGGAGCCAGCUGCAAGGCAAGCUGCAGCCCAGGGUCUCCGAGGAGACAUGGCAGGCCGCAUUGAGCACCCUGAACCCCAACCCGACCGACAGCUGCCCCCUCUACCUGAACUACGCCACUGUAGCAGCUUUGCCUUCCCGGGUCAGCAGGCAUAACAGCCCAUCGGCUGCCCAGUUUCUCACACGGCUCAUUCGCAACUGUCUCCCGGGAGGAGUGAACAGGUGCAUUCUGAUGGUCUGUGAGCGUGCGGAAGUCUUUGCCUCGGCUUGUGCAAUAGCGAGGGCAUUCCCACUGUUCACCCAUCGUUCCAGCGCAUCAAGACGUACGGAGAAGAAAACCGUAACUGUGGAGUUUUUCCUGGUUGGCCAAAACAAUGGCCCAGUGGAGGUGGAGACACUUAAAUGUCUGGAAAGCGCUACGGAAGGAGUCCGGUUGGCUGCUCGGAUCGUCGACACCCCGUGCAAUGAAAUGAACACAGACAGCUUCCUGGAGGAAAUCAGAAAAGUUGGGAAAGACUUGGGGAUCGUUCCAACCGUUUUUCGCGAUGCAGAGCUGAAGGAGAAAGGAUUCGGAGGUAUCUAUGGCGUUGGCAAAGCAGCCGUGCACCCACCAGCUAUAGCUGUGCUCAGUCAUACCCCGGAAGGUGCCACACAGACCAUUGCCUGGGUUGGGAAAGGCAUCGUCUACGACACUGGAGGACUCAGCAUUAAAGGGAAGACGACGAUGCCUGGGAUGAAACGGGAUUGUGGUGGAGCAGCUGCUAUUUUGGGAGCCUUCAAAGCCACCGUGAAGCAAGGCUUUAAGGACAAUCUCCAUGCUGUUUUUUGCUUGGCCGAGAAUUCAGUUGGACCGAAUGCGACGAGGCCUGAUGAUAUCCAUAUUCUUUACUCGGGAAAGACUGUGGAAAUCAACAACACUGAUGCUGAAGGCAGGCUGGUGCUUGCGGAUGGAGUUUCAUAUGCCUGCAAAGACUUGGGGGCUGACAUCAUUCUUGAUAUGGCCACUCUCACUGGGGCUCAGGGAAUUGCCACAGGGAAAUACCACGCGGCCGUCCUCACCAACAACGAAGAGUGGGAAAGGGCAUGUGUGAAGGCUGGCAGAAACUGUGGAGAUCUGGUCCAUCCUCUCGUCUAUUGCCCUGAACUUCAUUUUAGCGAAUUUACCUCAGCUGUAGCUGACAUGAAGAACUCUGUGGCGGACCGUGAUAACUCCCCAAGUUCUUGUGCUGGACUCUUCAUCGCUUCCCACAUUGGGUUUGACUGGCCCGGCAUCUGGGUCCACAUAGAUAUUGCAGCACCAGUCCAUGCAGGGGAGCGUGCCACUGGCUACGGAGUUGCUCUGCUGCUCUCCCUCUUUGGCCGAGCCUCCGAAGACCCUCUCCUGAACAUGGUGUCUCCCUUGGGCUGCAACGGAGACUCCGCGGACGACGACAUGGAGAGGGAUUCCAAGAGGCGCCGUUUGGUUUAAAGUCUCCGCGCCCCUCGGAGACGGCACACUGGAAUUACCUCACAUUGCACUGACGUGUUCCCAAAACGGUGAAAAGUACCACGUGUCGGAAAUGACCAUUUUAAAGAGAGAGAAAAAAUAAUCAUCACAAACAUUUUUGAUUACCCCUCUGAUUCUGGAGAAAUGCCGUAUUCUGCAUUGCUUUGAAAACAAACAGACAAAAAUGCUUGGGUCUCUACCACAAAUGUAAAGACUGUGCUGCCUACAUUCUUUACCAAGAAAGGGCAGGGAAGGUUUCUCCUCCUCCGUGUCCUUUUCAGAAGUAUCUGAGCCUAUCAGUGCAACCGCUUAACUUCUUCUUGCUGAUAUAGAGUCUUCAGAGGUCGGUCCAGGGCUUCUAAUUUCCCCAGGGGGUUUCCUCAGCCCCUCUGCCUUUCGAAAUAUGAUUGUACAGGACAAAAUUGGGCUGCCACAUUCUCCCCUGGCCACCCCUGAGGCUUGGAGGCGAGGCUUUUCCGGGCCACAUUUUCUCUCUGUUCCAUCACCUCCCGUCCAGCCUACGUGGGAGUCCUGUUUGCCACAGCAGGUGAGGGAAGAGGCUAGAAGGCCGAGCUGCCAGGGGAGCGGGUGGGAGGAGCUGCAGCAGCCCUCCGCUCGGGUGGGAGGGAUUUAAAGUUUGCAAGGCUGUCCACACUGCCAGAGGGCAUCCUUGAGAGAGGACCACUUUGGGCUCUGCUUUGGUCAGCAGCAUUUCGUUCCCCAGCAUGGCACUCCAGGAGGCCUUAUUUUCUUAAGAAAAGGCUUUUUUAAAAAAAUCCGUUCUUGCAUGUUCAGAUCUUUUUCUGAUCUUCAGGAUCACCCAAAGAGUGAUCAGGUGCAUUUCUCCAUCACAUUUUUACCUUUCUUCUGCUAACAAACUGUAUUAAUGCUUAGAUAUGAAAGUGUUUAUCCUGUAGGGAGGGGGCAUCACCGUAAUAGAAUAAAAUCCUUCU